Molecule: messenger RNA, 1641 nt
Organism: Otolemur garnettii (small-eared galago)
Lineage: Eukaryota; Metazoa; Chordata; Mammalia; Primates; Galagidae
Gene: PRPS1
Product: phosphoribosyl pyrophosphate synthetase 1
Exons: 5
Coding region: 39-653 (204 amino acids)
Biological process (GO): purine nucleotide biosynthetic process; ribonucleoside monophosphate biosynthetic process; 5-phosphoribose 1-diphosphate biosynthetic process
Cellular component (GO): ribose phosphate diphosphokinase complex; cytoplasm
Molecular function (GO): ATP binding; magnesium ion binding; ribose phosphate diphosphokinase activity
Source: RefSeq, a predicted model, not a curated record
AGAGCCGGGCUCCAAUUUCGGCCAAACUUGUUGCAAAUAUGCUGUCUGUAGCAGGCGCAGAUCAUAUUAUCACCAUGGACCUACAUGCUUCUCAAAUUCAGGGCUUUUUUGAUAUCCCAGUUGACAAUCUGUAUGCAGAGCCAGCUGUCCUGAAGUGGAUAAAGGAGAAUAUCUCUGAGUGGAGGAACUGCACUAUUGUUUCACCUGAUGCUGGCGGAGCUAAGAGAGUGACCUCCAUUGCUGACCGUUUGAAUGUGGACUUUGCCUUGAUACACAAAGAACGGAAGAAGGCUAAUGAAGUGGACCGCAUGGUUCUAGUGGGCGAUGUGAAGGAUCGGGUAGCCAUCCUUGUUGAUGACAUGGCUGACACUUGUGGCACAAUCUGCCACGCUGCUGACAAACUCCUCUCAGCUGGAGCCACCAGAGUUUAUGCUAUCUUGACUCAUGGAAUCUUUUCUGGUCCGGCAAUUUCUCGCAUCAACAAUGCAUGCUUUGAAGCAGUAGUAGUCACCAAUACCAUACCUCAGGAGGACAAGAUGAAGCAUUGCUCCAAAAUACAGGUGAUUGACAUCUCCAUGAUCCUUGCAGAAGCCAUCAGGAGAACCCACAAUGGGGAAUCUGUUUCAUACCUGUUCAGCCAUGUCCCUUUAUAACAGAAUAACUUUUGAAGCUUUUUAAAAAUAAUGUCAACCCCUACCCCUUUGUUUUCCCUUGGUAUUUGAUGAUAAAUCAGCAGAAGACCCAGCUUGCCCCAGUGAGCUUUCUACAUCCCACAUCAAGCAUAUUAGAUAGAGCUUUUCCUAAAUGAGGGAAGACAUAUUGAGAUUAACUGCUGGGAUGUCCUCCCUGUGUUGUCUCAUUGUGGCUUCCUUGAUGAUUUUGUGAGCCUUGCAGCUUUAACCAUAUGCUCAGCUGCUGCAAGAUGUUAGAUUUUGAAGAUGUUGUAUAGGGGUAUUUGACUGUGAUUGGGGAAGCUCGGACUAUUUUGCAUGUGAAUGCUUCAGGGUUUUCUUUGUUCAGAACUAGCUGCAAAGCCAACCCAAGUAGGACAAGAUCUCCAAGAUCUAUGCUAUUCAGCAAGAGGCCUGGGCUGCCCUAAACUUAGUCCUUCCUGGUAGCUGAGCAGGAGCAGACAGAUCAGCUUGAGCAGCCCUUGGGGGGGGGGGUUUGGGGAGGGUAAGGGUGGGGGGUGUGUGGCACUUAGUGCAUCAAAUGUUUCUUGGGAGGAAGAAGCCUGAUCAUCACCAUCUGCUUGACUAUGUAGCUUGGAAUCUCUUUGUACCUAUUCCUUUCAGUUUGGCCUACCUUCAUCCAUCUUGACCGUUUCCUGGCCAAAUAUCCUCUUGGGCCCAAAUGAACCAUGUACCAUAGUCUUCUGGAAAACCAACUUGCUUCCUGGUGUGUAACUGCUAACAUUCACAUUAGAUGAUUUGCUGUAGCUCAAUCUUCCUUAGCCUACUACCGCUGCAGCAGUAGGUUUUAGGUGAUAUUGUAGUGCCUUUGAAUUCAUUUAAGUAUUUAAUUUUCAUCUUCCUUCCUCAGAUCUGUUUAGCCUCUCAAAUGACCUGAGAUUUCUGUUUAAAAAGAUUGAUGUUAUUGUCUCUUGUAGAGGAAACUAAUAAAGUGUCUGUACUUGUGUGA